CGCCCGGGGCUCUCAGCGCUGCUCCCCCCGGCCCAGCAGGACGCCAGAGCGGAGCCCAGGCGGGCAGCACCCGCGGAGAGCGGACAGAGACCAGCGGCAAAGGAGCCGCGCCGGAUUCACGCCAGGUGCUGCCUUCUCUCCUGAGGCGGGGCUCCCAAGAACAGUUCGGCCGCACUACAUUUGGAGUGUAAGUCGUUGCCUGAGGGAGCCUAAACCAUGGCUUGGAAUGAAUUCAGUGUCCUCAGCUGGCUCAGGGAGAGUCGGCAGUCCCGAAAACUAAUUCUGCUUAUUGUUUUCAUUGCAUUACUCCUGGACAACAUGCUGCUUACUGUAGUGGUGCCAAUAAUUCCAAGUUACUUGUACAGCAUUAAACACCAGAAAAAUGAAACAGAAAUCCAGACUAUGAGACCUGAGAUAGCUGCUUCGACUGUGGCCAGUUUUCAAAGCAUCUUCUCCUAUUAUGACAACUCCACAAUGGAUACUGGAAGUCAGUCUGAUAGGACAAGAUCAAGAGAUUUGUUUCAUACUCAGACAGAGCAAAUGGUGGUAAAUGUGACUAACGUACCACCUGAUUGCCCCACGGAAGACAAGGACUUGCUAAAUGAAAAUGUCCAAGUUGGUUUAUUGUUCGCUUCUAAAGCCACUGUGCAGCUAAUCACAAACCCUUUCAUAGGACCAAUGACAAACAGAAUAGGCUACCAGAUUCCAAUGUUUGCUGGCUUCUGCAUCAUGUUUCUGUCAACAAUUAUGUUUGCCUUCUCGGGAAGCUAUACAUUGCUUUUCAUAGCAAGAUCUCUUCAAGGAGUGGGUUCCUCCUGUUCUUCUGUGGCUGGGAUGGGUAUGCUGGCCAGUGUUUAUACAAAUGAUGAAGAGAGAGGCAAUGCAAUGGGAAUUGCAUUAGGAGGACUGGCUAUGGGAGUAUUAGUGGGUCCACCUUUUGGGAGUGUGAUGUAUGAGUUUGUGGGAAAGACAGCACCUUUCCUUGUGUUGGCAGCAUUAGCUCUGUUAGAUGGAGCUGUUCAGUUAGUUAUUCUACAACCAUCCAGAGCACAACCAGAAACUCAAAAAGGGACACCAUUAUUGACCCUCUUGAGAGAUCCAUAUAUCAUUAUUGCCGCAGGAUCAAUCUGCUUUGCAAACAUGGCUAUUGCUAUGCUGGAACCAGCAUUGCCUAUCUGGAUGAUGGAGACCAUGUGUUCAAGAAAAUGGCAACUUGGCGUCGCUUUCCUUCCAGCUAGUAUCUCUUAUCUUAUUGGAACUAAUAUUUUUGGGGUACUUGCACACAAAAUGGGAAGGUGGCUUUGUGCUCUACUUGGGAUGAUAAUCGUGGGAAUAAGCAUUUUAUGUGUACCAUUUGCCAAAAACAUAUACGGGCUUAUAGCACCAAAUUUUGGGGUCGGGUUUGCCAUUGGAAUGGUGGAUUCCUCAAUGAUGCCAAUUAUGGGCUACCUUGUAGAUCUGCGUCAUGUUUCAGUUUAUGGCAGUGUGUAUGCAAUAGCUGAUGUUGCCUUCUGCAUGGGGUUUGCAUUAGGUCCCUCUGCUGGUGGUGCCAUUGCAAAGGCAAUUGGAUUUCCAUGGCUCAUGACAAUUAUAGGGAUUGUGGAUAUUCUCUUUGCUCCUCUAUGUUUUUUCCUUCGAAGUCCACCUGCCAAGGAAGAAAAAAUGGCAAUACUCAUGGAUCAUAACUGUCCCCUUAAAACAAAAAUGUAUACUCAGAACAACGUCCAGUCAUAUCCAAUAGGUGAUGAUGAAGAAUCUGAAAGUGAUGAAUAUUAAAAGCCAUAUUGAGUAUUUUGGUGUACACAAUGCAGUGUUUCCUGUGAAACAUCUCAUACAGAAAUAUGUUUUAGGUGUACUGUACUUUCAAUGGUGAAAUAGUAAAAAAACCAAAGGUAUAUUAUUUAUUUCCCAUGGUUAUAAUGCAGAUUGCCAACUGCCUUAUAAAGAGAAAAUAGCUUUUAUAGGGGGUUUGUAUCGUGGUGAAAACUUUAUUUUAUGUAUUUAAUUUUAUUAAAUAUUAUACAGUAUAUUUUUGAUUAACUGUGUAGUUAAAUCUGUAUAAACAUUUGAAUUCAAACUAUAAUUUUCUAAAUCUUAUUCAUGGGCAAUGACAUAAGAUUUCCUAGUUUGGACUCAUUAGUGGGUAAUGAGUUCUUGACAGUAAAAUGCUUCUAUUAAUUAUUCCUUUGAUUAAAAAAAUGUGAAGUUCAAAGAGUACACAACCUAUCCAACUGUCAGCUCUAUUAAAUGUACUGUGCUCUUUGAAGCACAUUCACCAGAGAUAAAGUCUAGAAUUAAGACAGCACUUUAUUACCAGUUGCUCAGCUCAGGGUCAUACAGUG
Gopherus flavomarginatus (Mexican gopher tortoise) is the source of this 2342-nucleotide messenger RNA. It is a transcript of the gene SLC18A2, whose product is annotated as solute carrier family 18 member A2. The coding region runs from base 217 to 1776 and encodes 519 amino acids. The transcript is spliced from 17 exons. The record is from RefSeq and is a predicted model, not a curated record. Gene Ontology annotation, biological process: transmembrane transport; xenobiotic transport; aminergic neurotransmitter loading into synaptic vesicle. Lineage: Eukaryota; Metazoa; Chordata; Testudines; Testudinidae. Gene Ontology annotation, cellular component: synaptic vesicle membrane; terminal bouton. Gene Ontology annotation, molecular function: serotonin:sodium:chloride symporter activity; xenobiotic transmembrane transporter activity.